AUGUCCGAGUUCAUCGGAUCUCGCAUUUCCCUCAUCUCGAAAAGCGACAUCCGCUAUGUCGGCACGCUCGUCGAGAUCAACUCAGAAGCUUCCACAGUCUCAUUAGACAACGUGCGAUCCUUUGGCACAGAGGGGCGCAAGGGCGGCAAGGAUGAGUAUCCUCCAUCAGACGUGGUAUAUGAGCAGAUUGUCUUUCGAGGCAGCGAUGUGAAGGAUUUGCGCAUUGAGGAGCCGGUCAAAGAGAAGGCGCCGCCUGCAAUGCCUCAGGACCCCGCCAUCAUCGGAGUACAACAAGCUCAGGCUCGGCAAGAGAGCAGCCCGCAAGAUGUGUCCGGUCGCCAGCAGCAGCCGCAGAACUUCCCUCAGCCUGGCCAGUUCCCUCCAGGCGGCUACCCGCCUUUCGGUGGCCCUGGAGGCCCCUAUGGCAAUCGGUUCGGUCCUCAGGGUGGGUUCCCUGGUGGACCAGGCCCUUUCCCUCCAGGUGGACCGCCAGGCGCAUUUGGCAUGCCGCCGUUUGGCGCACCUCCUGGCUGGUUUCCACCGGGCCAGGGCUUCCAUCAGCCACCCGGGCCGUUCUCGCCAAACAUGCCAAUCGGCCCUCCUGGCUUGAAUCAGAACCAACCUCCACAGGGCCCUCGUAACCCAUCAGGACCGCAGGCCGGCAAGGAUGAGAAGCCUGGUCAAGUGCAACAACCCAAGGUUGCGGAGGCGGAUGGUGCAUCGGCCAAGUCGCAGCCCAAGAACGGCGCAAAGGCUUCUGGCGCUACUCCCACACCUGCUGGCGCGAAACAGCCUCCCCCGCCCCCGGUCGAUUCGAAGCCCGACGUAUCGGCUGCGUUGGCACCCCCCCAUCCCCAAACUGCCCAACAGCUUGCGUCGGCCAAGGGUGCACCCAGUGGACCAAAGGGUGGUCGGAUUAUUCCUGCAGUUCCCAUUCCAAGCCCGAGGGCUAACAAGACCGCGCCCCAUGCGCAGCAAGCCGUCGCUGCUGUUGCGACCGCCCAGGUUCCCAACGCUACCCCACAGAACGCUACGCAGCUGGCGACUGCUGCGGUGGCUGAGGCCAUGGCGAAGCUCAACAUCCAGAACAAGAGCCAAGCUGGGGGUCAGCUGCAGGGUCAAGUGCCUGCUUCGGAUCAUAUGAACAACUUGGCGCAAAAAGUCGAGGGCAUGCGCGACCAGAACCGUCAACAUCAACCACGUCAACGUGUUGCAGGCGAGUUCCGUGGUAGGGGUGGGCGGGGAGGUCGAGGUGGUGUUCAUGCACAGCAUCCCAAGAUGGAGGUACCCACAACCGAUUUUGACUUUGAAUCCGCAAACGCGAAGUUCAAUAAGCAAGAUUUGAUCAAAGAGGCCAUUGCUUCCGGAUCGCCGCUUGGUGAAGGCGGUGCGGGUCCCUCGGCUGACGCAUCGUCCAAGGACAAGGAAGAGGUCGUCAUCCCUGGUGGCUCAAUGUACGACAAGAGCUCUUUCUUUGACAACAUUUCGAGCGAACUCAAGGAUAGGGAAGAAGCCGCCACGCGUGGCCAGGAGUUCCGCAACCAAGAACGCCAGAAGAACAUGGAAACCUUCGGCCAAGGCAGUGUCGAUGGCUACCGGGGCCGUGGACGCGGCCGCGGUCGCGGGCGUGGUGGCCGUGGCUCUGGCUAUCGUGGCCGCGGCGCUCCUCGAGGCCGCGGUGGUGCUGAUCUCAGUGCUCAGCCUGCUGCUUAG
Messenger RNA from Exserohilum turcica Et28A, 1713 nucleotides. RefSeq lists its product as uncharacterized. Gene Ontology annotation, molecular function: mRNA binding. The transcript is spliced from 4 exons. NCBI's taxonomy places the organism in Eukaryota, Fungi, Ascomycota, Dothideomycetes, Pleosporales, Pleosporaceae. Gene Ontology annotation, cellular component: P-body. Bases 1 to 1713 code for a protein of 570 amino acids. Gene Ontology annotation, biological process: P-body assembly; cytoplasmic stress granule assembly. The record is from RefSeq and is a predicted model, not a curated record.